AUGGACUCCAAGGUUGAGACCAUAGCUCGGCUUGCUCAAUGGAGAAUCGACAAUUUCGGGCCUUCUACUUACAGACGAUCCGACCCUUUUAAAAUUGGACUCUGGAACUGGCAUCUGUCGAUUGAGAAGAAUCGGUAUAUGUAUAUCCGUUUGUUCCCGGAGCCAUCACGAGUUUCCAAAGAACAGCCGCCGGUAGCCCGGUUCGUUUUGCGGGUCACUACCACCGGGACCAAUCGGAAGCCUUACAUUUCUCCCAUUCACGAGAGACUGCUUAGGACAAGUGAUGAUUUUGUCUGGCCCAUUGAUACUACUUUCCUGGGUCGGUUUAUCAUUGAUGUUGAGUUUCUAGACCUGAAGAUUUUCCCUACCAAUGGUGGAGAAGGGAGUCCUGUAUGGCCAAGUGAUGGUAUCAUGCACUCUUUAUCGACCAAGAGCACUCUCCGAUGCCUCGCUCGCAUGCUUGCUGAGUCUAUCCAUGCUGAUGUUACUAUCAACACUGCAGAUGGAAGUGUGUGUUCUCACAAAGCUAUUCUUUCUGCCAGUUCUCCUGUCUUCCACAGUAUGUUCCUCCACAAUCUCAAGGAGAAAGAGUCCUCCACAAUUGAAAUAGAGGAUAUGUCCACAGAAGCUUGCAAUGCCCUUCUGGGUUACUUAUAUGGUACCAUACAACAAGAAGAUUUCUGGAAGCAUCGAUUGGCAUUGCUUGGUGCAGCAAACAAGUAUGACAUGAAGGACCUGAAAGAUGCCUGUGAAGAAAGUCUCCUCGAAGAUAUCAACACAGAGAAUGUUCUGGAAAGGUUGCAGGAGGCCUGGCUUUAUCAGCUCAACAAGUUGAAGAAGGGGUGUUUGAUGUAUCUGUUUGAUUUCGGCAAAAUUUACGACAUCAAAGAUGAAAUCAAUAACUUUUUCAAGCAAGCAGAUCGCGAUCUUAUGCUAGAGAUGUUCCAGGAAGUGCUCACUGUGUGGAAACCAGCAUAA
Oldenlandia corymbosa var. corymbosa is the source of this 978-nucleotide messenger RNA. The record is from the annotation of a GenBank genome assembly. NCBI's taxonomy places the organism in Eukaryota, Viridiplantae, Streptophyta, Magnoliopsida, Gentianales, Rubiaceae.